Messenger RNA from Mytilus trossulus (common blue mussel), 1671 nucleotides. RefSeq lists its product as uncharacterized. Gene Ontology annotation, molecular function: protein binding. The coding region runs from base 72 to 1655 and encodes 527 amino acids. The transcript is spliced from 3 exons. The record is from RefSeq and is a predicted model, not a curated record. Gene Ontology annotation, biological process: protein homooligomerization. Lineage: Eukaryota; Metazoa; Mollusca; Bivalvia; Mytilida; Mytilidae.
GUACGUUUAAACGAGUUUUUUUUGUGACACGAUUACAAGAAGAGCGUCAGUAAAUUUGAUAAACUUUCCAGAUGGAAGAAAACAAGCUCCCUGGUGUUAUUGGACUAAACAUUGGUGGUUAUAAAUUCACUACAAGGUUAUCGACCUUGAUAAGGUACUCAGAUUCUAUGUUAGGGGCGAUGUUUAGUGGACGUCACAAGUUAGAUAAAGAUAAUAAGGACAACUACUUCAUUGACCGAAACGGGAAAUAUUUCCAGUUUGUUUUGGAGUUUCUUAGAGAUGAGAACUUUUUACCUCCAAUCGAUGUUCGAAAAAAUGUAUUGAUUGAAGCUGAAUAUUUUGGAAUUAAACCGCUCGUUGAUAAAUUAAAACGUUUGCCACCGUUUUUUCCUGAUGAAGUCAUUGUAGAUAAUUUAAGAAAUAAAAUGAAAGAUUAUCGAGAUAUCAAAGAGAAAAUUUCUCACUUGUCAACAGUGGACGUAGUAGAUCAAUCUGGAAUUAGCUUUCAACCUACAAGCCAUGUCUAUGUGAUCUGGUAUAAAAUAGAAAAUCCAGUUCAAGGUACAUAUAAAACCAAAUUAACAUUUGAAGAUAUAAUUACUAUAUGGGUCCGUUCCCCAGAAAAUGUGUCCAAAACUGUAUGCAUACCUUGUGAUGCACAAUCAAAUUCUAGAGAUUUGUUCCGCAUUCUUCAGUAUGACUUAAAAAAUGAUGGAUAUAUUUUAACACUAAAAAGUACCUACAGUAAUCAACCUGACGAUUACCUUAGAUAUGAAUUUAAUGGGGAUGUAUUUAUCGCACUAGCGUGCACGACAUUGGAAUUUACCUGGAAGUCUGAUAUUUAUCCUAAAGUCGUAGGACUUAAUAUAGGUGGUGAAAAAUUCACAACAAGAUUAUCAACCUUGACAAAAUAUCCAGAUUCCAUGUUGGGCGCCAUGUUCAGCGGACGACACAAGUUAGAUGUAGAUAGAGAUGGAGAUUAUUUUCUAGACAGAAAUGGAAAAUAUUUUCAUUAUGUUCUACAGUUUCUAAGAGAUGAAAAUUUCAUGCCUCCAUCUGGUACUCGCGAGAGAGUACUAAAGGAAGCAGACUAUUUUGGAAUAAAAUCAUUAGCUGAAAAAUUAAGAAGGUACCCGCCUCUGUUUCCAGACGGAGUUAUACUCGAUAAUCUAAGAAAUAAAGUAAAGGAUUAUCUCAUUAUUAAGGAGAAAAUAGUAGAGUUGUCAACAGUGGAUGUAAUAGAAAACUCAGAAAUACAGUGUCAGAAGGCGUCAUUCGUUUAUAUCACAUGGUACACCACAGAGAAUUUAGUAAACGGCAGAGAGUAUCAAACGAGAUUUACUUUUGAAGAUGUAGUAGCGUCAUGGGUUGGCUCAAAAUUAAAUGUUGAUAAAACGUUGUGCGUUUCUUCGGACUGUUAUCCACCAGACAUAGAUGAAUUUUAUCGUGUUCUUCUUUAUGAUUUAACAAGUGAUGGAUUUGUGUUGUCAAUGAAAAAUCAUUACAGAAGUAUUCCUAAUAAAUACAUUUGGUAUGAACACAACGAUCAAGCAUACGCAGCUGUACAAUGGAUGGCUCUUGAGUUUACUUGGGAAUCUUCUGUGCAGUAUUGCAGUGCCGGGCAAAGUGAAACGUCAAAUUCUGUAAACAUUUGAGUUUGCACAUUCAAAA